GAACUGAACGUUGCUGACUUUGCAGUGUUUGGACUUUUGAGACUCUGAGAGACUUCGUUGAGAAGCGACCAUUCACUCCUUGGAGUUUUCUCCCUUUUUUGAUUCCUGCACAUCCCCGCCUCCCACCCACCCACCCCUUCUAUGGAUCGGGGGAUCUCCGUGGAGCAAAGGGAGAACUCAGGCGCUUCCCGGCCACGGGGAGGAGACCCCGAUUUCUUGGGAUCGGCCAUGGCUUCCACCAAAAGCCCGCCGGCUCCUGGCUCCGCCGGGGAGGCCAUGUUGCCCGCGUCUGGCUCGGCGAAAGGCAUGCCGGUGAGCGGUGACCGUCUGGAGGCGGAAGAGGAGGACGAACUCUGUUCUGGAAGAGACGUGGAUUCCGCCUCGAACGCGGAUAGCGAGAAGUGGGUGGCCGGAGACGGUCUGGAGGAACAGGAGUUUUCCAUCAAGGAGGCCAACUUCACGGAGGGGAGCCUGAAGCUGAAAAUCCAGACGACAAAGCGGGCCAAGAAGCCUCCCAAAAACUUGGAGAACUAUAUCUGCCCACCCGAGAUCAAAAUCACCAUUAAGCAGUCUGGGGAGCAGAAAUUUCCGAGAGCUGGAAAAAACAACAAAGCCGCUAAAGAGGAAGAUAGAGCAUACUCUAAAAAGAAGGUUUACGACAGGCUGCCGAAACAUUCUGCUGUCCACUACGAUCCGGGCCUGCAACAGGACUUCACUAGUGACACCUUAAAACCACGACAGCAGCAAAAAAGCAACAGCCAGCAUCAUCUCGAUUGGUCAAUGAGCUCUGAAUCUGGACCGGCUUCCCCAGCUUGCUUCAUUGCACCCGAGCCAAACCGGGAAGCUGCUAGUUCCACCAAGAUCAGCGUUUCAGAGCCUGCUGUAUCUUUCAGCAAGUCCCAAGCUAAGAAAUCUAACACCAGCAACACAUGGGGUCAGUUGUCCAGCAGUAAUAACAAAGACCUUGCUGUGUGUAAUGCAACCUCUGGGUCAAAUCCUUUGGGUGUAACUUCCCAACCGAACAGUCUCUCUGAUUGCAAUGGAUUUUUGCCACUAGGGAGCCAAGAGGGAGGGGGUCAGAUGGAAGCCCUUGAUCAACCCAUGGGCAGUACAAAGAAAAAGUCCAGUAAAAAAGAUAUAAUCAACCAAACUCUCCAAAACACAGAUAUAGAGUGGGUUAAAAAUGUUCAGAAGUCGUUUGAAGCUAAAACCCAUGACAGUAUAGAAGGGAAAAACGAGCCCAGUGUGAGCAAACUGUCGCCCACCAGGCAAAACCCAAACCCUGCCAAUGGCUCCGAAAACGAUACCAGUCGUGUGCGAAUUACGAUCCCAAUCAAGACUCCAACAGUGGAGCUGCCUGGACAUAAACGGAAGAAACGACAGUCUGCAAAAAAUGCUGUGGACAAGAAUGUCCUGGAGAAAACCCCACCUUCUGGACAUCUGGUGAGCAGCGAUGUAGCCAGCCGGGCAAAUGCACCUGCAGAGCUCUCCAAGAAAGACCUGCGAGUCACAAAGCAAGGGAAAGCUACCGAGAUCGAGUCUCCAUUAGUACCAGUGGAAAACAAUGAGGUAGUCAAUAGAUCGCCUGCGGUCAAUGCCACCAGGCUUAGGAAGUCCACAGGCUUAACCUCGGCUGCAAUGACAAAUGAUAUCCCCACAGCUAGCAAGCAAGUAGAGGUUCAGCAUCCAAAGUUUGCCGCAAAACGAAGGCUGACCUGUAGCAAACCGAAAAGCAUGCUCCGGGAACCUUCUGUGGGUCCCUCUGAGAAAGUGAUGGUGGAACCUCCGUCAGCUUAUCCCAUAACUCCAUCUAGUCCUCUGUAUACCAAUACAGACAGCCUGACUGUGAUUACUCCCAUCAAGAAGAAGAGGGGGCGGCCAAAGAAACAGCCUUUGCUCACUGUCGAAACCAUCCACGAAGGGACCUCCACCAGCCCAGUCAGUCCCAUUGGGAGGGAGUUCCCGGGUACCAAAAAAAGGAAGAGGCGAAGGAAUUUGGUGAACCUGGCCCAGAUGGCUCCAGGGGAAGAUCAUUCUGUCAGCGAGCUGAAAUUUCACAAGAAGGUGGGCAAGCUCGGUGUGUUGGACAAGAAGACGAUCAAGACCAUCAACAAAAUGAAGACGCUCAAGAGGAAGAACCUUCUGAGCCAGAUCUUGUCCUGCUCGAGUAAUAUAGCUUUGAAAACUAAAACACAGCCGCCAGCCAGCACGGGAGCCCCGACGAUCGAUGCCAGGUUAGGGAAGCAAAUCAACGUGAGCAAGCGGGGGACUAUCUACAUUGGCAAGAAAAGGGGAAGGAAGCCGAGAUCUGAGGUGCAGCCCCCGUCGGAAGAACCGAAGACAGCCAUCAAACAUUUAAGGCCUGUACCCAACCAGCCAGAAAACCCAGCAGUGCCUUCCACUUUGCAGUCCCUGGCGGCGUCAUCACCAGCAGCUGUUCACCCGCUUUCGGCCCACUUAGUGGGGUCGAACGGCAACCUCAGCCCUGCCAGCACCGAAACAAACUUCUCGGAGUUAAAGAGUAUGCCAAAUCUACAGCCUAUCAGUGCUCUUCCCACCAAAACCCAGAAGGGAAUACACAGUGGGACAUGGAAACUGUCCCCACCCAGACUCAUGGCGAAUUCUCCUUCUCACCUUUGCGACAUAGGCUCCCUGAAGGAAGUCACCUUGUCACCGGUGAGCGAAUCCCACAGCGAGGAGACCAUACCCAGCGACAGCGGGAUAGGGACAGACAACAACAGCACUUCCGACCAAACAGAGAAGGCGUCGGAAUCUCGCAGGCGAUACUCGUUUGAUUUCUGCAGCCUGGACAAUCCGGAGGCCAUUCAGUCAGACACCAGCACUAAAAAUAGGCAUAGCCACCGGCAGAAGCAUCUCAUUGUUGACAACUUUCUCUCCCACGAGACCAUGAAGAAACCAAAGCACAAGAGAAAGCGGAAAAACCUGCAGAACAGAGAUGACCUCCAAUUCCUGGCGGACCUGGAAGAGCUUAUCAGCAAGUUCCAACUGUUCAGGAUCUCUCACAGGAGCUACACGUUUUACCACGAAAAUCCGUAUCCCAGCAUUUUCCGGAUUAACUUCGAUCACUAUUACCCAGUGCCAUAUAUCCAGUAUGACCCAUUGCUGUAUCUGCGCAGGACCUCUGACAUGAAGUCGAAGAAGAAGCGUGGCAGGCCUGCCAAAACCAAUGACACCAUGACAAAGGUGCCUUUCUUACAAGGGUUCGGUUACCCUAUUCCCAGCGGGAGUUACUAUGCACCCUAUGGAAUGCCUUACACAUCAAUGCCUAUGAUGAAUCUUGGUUACUACAGUCAGUACCCAGCACCGCUGUAUCUGUCCCAUACGCUUGGAGCGGCAUCUCCCUUUAUGCGGCCUUCAGUGCCCCCUCCCCCGUUCCACGCAAACUCUCACAUGAAAAUGCCCAAUACUGCCAAGCAUAAAGUGAAGCAUGGCGUUCACCUUCAGACCCCCGUCGGGGUGGGCCUCGGCGAUGUUCAUUCUUCCCUGACGUCUCCAAAGGUUACUGGGACAAGCAUGCCCAGUGGCCGACUCCACAAAAGGAAACACAAACAUAAGCACAAACACAAGGACGAGAGGAUACUGGCGGCUCACGACGACUUGAGCAGUCUGUUUGCUAACAAGUCCGCAAGCUUCUCCGGCCAUUCGGUGAGCGAAAGAUUAAACGUCUCGGACAAAGACCUCUCCUUGAUGACGGAGAAGAGCAAGCAUAAAGAGAAACAGAAGCACCAGCAUAGCGAAGUGGGGCACAAAAGUUCCAAGAACAGCUUUGAAGUGGAUACUCUGUCUACGUUGUCGCUCUCAGACCCCCAGCAGUGGGUUCAGAGCAAGGAUAAAAAUGACUCGGGCCAUGUUCUCGUGGACUCUUGCUUAAAGAGGUACUCGGGGAAUGCCGAGAGCAGUGUGAGUGUGAGGUCUGAAUCCCUGGACGUGUUUGGUGAGAUGAAUUCUGCCAGUGAAAAACGGGACAAUGACGGGAGCGGGAGCAAAAGGCGGAGUUUUGAAGGAUUCGGGACUUACAGGGAAAAGGACCUUCAGACCUUCAGAACAGGCAGAAAGGAGAAGAGUUCCUACGAUGCCUCGGCUGUGUCAGGAAUUACCAAUCCUCACCUAAAAGCAGACCAGAAUUCACUUCAUAAUAAAAAUGAGAGUUCUGCUUCAGCUGUCAUGACCCGUCGGAAACCAGCAUCUCUUGAUGGUGUUGCGCUCUCUUCAAACCCAGUGUUAUCACUCUUACCUUCAUCAACAGCAUCAGAAGCAGCAGCUGGCUCGCCGCUCAAGAAACGGUUCAAGCGCUGCGAAAUCGAGGCGAUCCAGUGCGAGGUGCGGAAAAUGUGCAACUACACCAAGAUCCUGUCUACGAAGAAGAAUUUGGAUCACGUCAACAAAAUCCUGAAAGCCAAGCGGCUGCAGAGGCAGUCCAAGACGGGCAAUAACUUCGUCAAGAAGAGGCGAGGGCGUCCUCGGAAGCAGCCGCUCUCCUACGAGGAAGACUCCAGAGACCAAAUGCCUGUCUUGGAAAAAUGCGUGGACCUCCCUAGCAAACGAGGCCAAAGGUUCGCGCCAAAUCCUUUGCUCUUGGAACAGGCAGCCGGUCAAGAUACCAUUGCCGCCACUAUUGAGGCGGUGGUCCAUAUGGCCCGGGAGUCUCCACCCCAGGCUCCACCUCCGCCGCCACCACCACCACCACCCCCUUCUUCCCGAGCGCCACCCAGAGUCGGGAAGAGGAAAAGCAAAUUGCAGCGACUUCCGGAGGAGGAGGAAGAGGAGGAGGAGGUGAAGGUGAAAAGGCACCGGAAGACGAGAGGAAGCGAAAGCGAAAACCUCCACUAGGGAACAGAUCGUGGGGAAAGCGACUGGAUGGUUAGUACCCGGGAAACGGUGGACCGGCGUGCUCACCUGGCCCACGCCUGCUUGACACCCUUCUUCUGUCCCCAGCCUCAGACUGGCUCUGUAUUUCCAUAGCACAGCAGCUGUUAAGAACUCCAAUAGGAACGACUAGUAAUAAUAGUGACAAGGACAGCAAAUGUUUGGCAUUCGCCUUUAGGUUAAGAAGAAGGGGACGAGGGACAGUGUUUCCAAUCCAUGUCUGUUAAGAAAAAUCAGUAUUGUUCUCAUGUUCCAAAAAGAAAAAGGAGUUUCCCUCAAUCUCAUCAGAGCUCCGUGCACGGCAGAACAAACAUUCCCACCUUGAUGGUCAACUUUUUUCUUAAUAGAGGCUCCUGUCUCCCCCCUUCCCCAGAGGCUCUGCAGAAAUCAGUUCACCACCACCAGCUUUUCUAGUCAACGGCUGUUUACAUGAAGGGAAAACAUUGCGUUUUGCACCUGAUUUCUCUUCAUGCCAUGCAGCUGUGGAGGCACAAGAGCCCCCGUGAGGAAAAAAGUUGGCAACUCUUGCAGUGGAAAUGAGUCUGGCUUAUACAAAAAAAGAGAGUGUAUCAUCCUCAGUGGUGCUCUUGAUUAUUUUUAAUCUGCUUUAGACGUUUUUUUCUGUUUUAUUUUGUCAGGUUUGGGUUGUGUUUUUUUUUUCUUCCAGAAAUCUUUCCCAGGAUUCUGGCCCAUCAUAAGGAAUAAGAUCAGGAACAUUGAUUUCUGUGUUGCUCUCGCCUCCUCCAUCCUACACACAGUGCAUAAGUGGAAAGACAAGAGAAGCGGAGUCCGGCAAACUCCCGUCUCUGAAAGCCUAACAAACAAACAAAAGCGAAGCAUUUCCCAUAAAAACAAACCUCAGUUUUUCACUCACAAGAUCCUCCCAUCAAGUGGCUUGGUGUUCCCAUGGACAGGAAAAGCAAACAUUCACCCCCCGGCCCUAAUUGAUUUUGGAAGGCAGAGUUAUAUUGAAAUAUAACAGCAAGGGGAGCAGGGAAGUCAGUAGAGACACAAGAAAGUGUGACAUUUUUGUACAUUUUUAUCUUAAGCAGUGAAGCAAUGCAUUGGCUUGCUUCUUCUCUUUUAUUCGUUAGCGCAAGGAAAAAGUCACUUCAAAUAUAUUUUACCCAGAAAAUAAAGAACAGAGGGAAGGAUUGUAUCAUUUCUUGACAGACGCUUCCUAAAUUAAACUAUAAAACGAAUAAGUGUUCUUAUCAAUAAUAAUAAUAAUAAUAAUGCUAGUCUACCUAUUCAGAGGGUGUUGCCACUGAAGUUGUACUAAUGCCACUUUGGACACAUUUUUUUCCAAGUCGUGGUUGCCUUAAUAAACUGAAAGAUAAUUGUUGAGGUCUUUUUUCCCCCUUUUGUACAUAAUGUAAUUAUUAAAAAGAAGAAGAAGGGAAAAAGUCAGUCUGCAUGGCACACAAAACUGUGUAAGAAAUUGUCUCUUUAAAUGGCCCAUUUCCAUUGUACAGUUCGAAUUUAAAGUGUACUUUUUAACCCACCCGUAUUUUUUUUCCCCUUUAAGCAAAUCUGUCCAAACCAAACACAGGCAUUAUUUAAAAAAAUGUUGUUCCA
This is a messenger RNA of Pogona vitticeps (central bearded dragon), 6465 nucleotides long. The record is from RefSeq and is a predicted model, not a curated record. NCBI's taxonomy places the organism in Eukaryota, Metazoa, Chordata, Lepidosauria, Squamata, Agamidae.